Diospyros lotus (date-plum) is the source of this 2507-nucleotide messenger RNA. RefSeq lists its product as uncharacterized. NCBI's taxonomy places the organism in Eukaryota, Viridiplantae, Streptophyta, Magnoliopsida, Ericales, Ebenaceae. The record is from RefSeq and is a predicted model, not a curated record. Gene Ontology annotation, molecular function: protein binding. Bases 411 to 2366 code for a protein of 651 amino acids. The transcript is spliced from 6 exons.
AAAGCUAAAUUUGUUUUCCUCCGCUCCGAGAAUCUCAGGUCCCAACUCACCAAAAAAACCCUCUCAUUACCUCCUCCAUUCCCCCCUUCCAUCUCCGUCCUUCGGGGCUGCAGCUCCGUCAAGAUCGAAGGUCUGCCCUUCAUCUGCGGCUUCUCCUUCAUCGUCAGUGUUGGGCCUCAUUCCUUUUCCUUCGCACAACAGAAACCUUUCUGUUUGCACGGGAGAAACCUCUGUGUCUUCAUUCCUCUUCGCACGACUUCAUCUUCAUUUCUACCCCUUUUUCCUCCCCGCAACUCCCUUAGCCUCACAACUUUUGCUUUUUCACUCAGUGAACUCCAUGCUUUUGACCCAAGUGUGAAAGAAGGGUUUCUGUUGGCACCACGCUAUUGAUACUAGCAGAAACUAUUACCAUGUUUCUCAAGGUACAACUCCCUUGGAAUGUCAUAAUUCCUGCUGAAAACCUGGAUAGAAAAGGGUUGAUGCUCCAGAGGUCAAUAAUAACUCGCCUCUUAGAUGAGUUCUCAGCCAAGAAGGCUACAAAAGAUCUUGGUUAUUUUCUUGCAGUGACCACUCUAGACAACAUUGGAGAAGGAAAAGUUCGACAGCAAACAGGAGAUGUACUCUUUCCUGUACUUUUCAGCUGCAUCACUUUUAAGAUUUACAGGGGAGAGAUCUUAGAAGGGGUGGUUCACAAGAUUUUGAAGCAUGGGGUUUUCUUGAGAUGUGGCCCAGUUGAGAAUUUGUAUCUUUCUAACCAGAAAAUGUCUGAUUAUCGAUAUGUGCCAGGAGAGAAUCCAGUCUUCAUGAAUGACAAGCUGUCGAAAAUAGCAAAAGAUGUGGUCGUUCGCUUCCUUGUCAUCGGGACGAAGUACAUAGAGUCUGAGAAGGAAUUUCAGGCAGUUGUCAGCUUGGAGGGCGACUACCUCGGACCUGUUUCUUAUAUGAUUCUCAGGAAAUCUUUAUGGCCCUUUCUUGUGUUGUCUGAAGUGACUGAACUCAGCUUUGUUCAUAUUUUCUCACAUAGCAGUAAUAUGGAUCCGAAUUUGUACAAUUCUGCUGUGGAAGGCAAAGUUGAUGCCAUCCGUAGAAAUGCUCAUAAGCUCGGCAUCCAAGUCACUCCUGCCAACAACACUGCCGUCCACAUCGCCGCCCUGUUUGGCAAACACAAUUACAUCAUCAAAGCCCUCGGAGAGUGUGCAUGGCUUCUUUUCAAGAAGAACAUGAAUGGAGACACUGCUCUUCACAUUGCAGCUCGGGAAGGGCACCUGCGAGCUGUCGAAGCUUUGAUUGACUGCGCCAAGCGUGCUGCUGCCUGUCCUCAUCCUGAAGGCAAGCCUUCGGCAGUUGUGGGGCUGUUGAGGUUGAGAAAUGAGAAGAAAGACACUGCUUUGCACGUUGCUGCGAGGAAUCAAAACGUGGAAGUGGUUAGGAUGUUGAUAGAAGAAGAUCCUAAUUCCAGUAUGCAUCUUCCCAAUAGUGCUGGGGAAACUCCUCUUUAUAUUGCUGCUGAGAGAGGAUACCACAAAGUUGUGUCCGAGCUCUUGGAAGCCAAGGAACCAGCCUUCAAUGGCCCUGAUCGUAGAACAGCUCUGCAUGCAGCAGUGAUUUCCAACGACAAAGUUGAAGGUUGCACCAAAAUGUUAUUGGAAUGGAACAAGGAUUUGGCCAGGGAGGCAGACAGGUACGGCUGGACGCCUCUGCACUAUGCUGCGCGAUUUAACAGGAAACAAACGGUGAAACUGCUGCUAGAAUACAACAGUUCCAUUGCCUACCUCACCUCGCACGAAGAUGACAGGAAGACAGCUCUUCAUGUGGCAGCUAGUCAUGGAAAUAUAAGCGUAAUCAAGGAGCUUAUAUUGAAAUGCCCAGAUUGCUGGGAGAUGGUGAAUGGCAAAGGCCAGAACAUUCUUCAUCUUGCAGUGCAGAAUGAUCAGGAAGAAGCGACCGAAUUCAUCCUGAAACAUCCUCGUAUCAGCGGCCUGAUAAAGCAGCAAGAUGACGAUGGAAACACCCCUUUCCACCUGCUUGCUGUUACCGGCUCCAAAAUAAAGGAGCUCAUGUUUCACAGAAGUGUUGAUGAGAUGACCUUUAAUAAUGAGAACGAGACUCCCUUCGAUCUAAUGACAAUGCACUUGGAUCCACACAUAGUGGAUUCUGCCCGGGAAGAAGCCAAAAUAUCCCUGUUGGUGGAUUGGAUGAAGAAGAAACUAACAGAAGAAGCUGGAUUACAACAUGGUGCCAAGGCAGACAUGACGGAAGAAGUCGCUCCUCUCGGUUGGCGAAACGUGGUUAGGAAAGAUAAUGAGAUUUUAGCAAGCAAGAAGAAAGCUCAAGCAAGGGCAAAAGUUAUGAUUGACAUUGUGUGAUGACCGCCCGGGGGGGGCACUACCCCUAAGAAGCUGAAGACUCUAAGAGGGGAUAGCAAGCAUGUAAUGAACAUAUUCCUCUCACAUGCUAACAUUUCAAAUAAAUUACAACAAUAUUGCCAUCAUCUUUAUACUAAAAUU